UUGCAGCUCAUAGCCGUAUGUAUAUUGGCAUCAACAUGUCAAGCUAUAUUCCCGUUUCAUCAUCACCACCACCACCAUCUGGCUGUGUCGCAUCAGGACGUAAAAAAGAAUGACGGACUCCAACAUCCUGUCAUUAUUCCUCAUGCUCCUGUUCAUCACGUUUCUUUUCAUCAUGAGUCCAUCCAUCACAUCCCAUAUUCACACUAUGUGCCAAUCCAUAACGAAGCUCAUCAUGAUCACUUUGCAUUUCCCGAAUACAACUUUGCAUACGCAGUCCACGACCACCAUACAGGUGACGUAAAAUCUCAGCAUGAGUUCCGUCAUGGAGAUCUUGUGAAGGGAGGCUAUGAACUGUUUGAACAUGACGGCCGUUAUAGAAAGGUGGAGUACAAAGAUGAUGACCACACUGGGUUUAACGCAGUGGUUCAUCACUCGUCACCUCAUCAUCAUGUUCACGUGUUACAGCAUCACUUUUAA
Parnassius mnemosyne (clouded apollo) is the source of this 477-nucleotide messenger RNA. The record is from the annotation of a GenBank genome assembly. NCBI's taxonomy places the organism in Eukaryota, Metazoa, Arthropoda, Insecta, Lepidoptera, Papilionidae.